GAGAUAAACAGUGGAAAGUUGAAGAUGAGAUAUAUGGGGAAGUAGUCGAGUCGGAAAGCAUAGAUUGGGUUGUGCCUCUCACUUUACAACCGAUUACAUCGAGAUGAACAAACAGCUACCAAAAGUGUCUCAAGGCCGCAAUCUUGUGCUUGCCGCUCUCUCUGUCUGUCUCUCCACAACGAGGGUAUCCUGGCAAAGCAAAGCAUACAGCUCAUCUAUGUAUGUCUCGCUCUCCUGCAUUUCCAUAUUCUGCAAAACCAAGAAAAGCAGAAAGCGGGGGAGAUUGUUAGAUUUUCAACCAAAACUGCUACUGUUUUUUAAAGCAACAAAGUGAAAGCGAAAAAAAAGCUCUCUCAUUCCCAGGGGUGAGAGAGAUGGGGACCCAAUAAAGAAAGGAAAAGUUUUGAGAAUAAAGUACUUGAACAAAAUCACAAAAAGAGCAGAAUGGUGGGGAAUCUUUCUUCGUCUUCCACUGUGCAGGCGAUCCCACAGCGACACCUCUGUCCAUCCAUUCUACUCCUUUUCAUGCUCUUUUUCUUUUCGUUUUGCCUCUCUCUCUCUCUCUCUCUCUCUCUCUCUCUCUCUCUCUCUCUCAUUCUACUCCUUUUCAUGCUCUUUAUCUUUUCAUUUUGCCUCUCUCUCUCCUUCUCUCUCUCUCUCUCAAACACACAUACGGACAAAGUUGGAUUUGUUCUGCUCUUGGCGUGGGCUAAUGAACAUUUCUAUGGGAUUUUCAUGUGGAGAUGAUUUUGAUACGACGGAAAGCAAAGCUCCAUUGACAGAUGAGGAAAGUAGAGAGGCAAGACAGAGGAUUGGUAUGGAUUGGCACCAUCUUGGAGUUGAAGUCGACAUGGAAUUCUGGCCAGUAGAACACCCAAUGGAACCACCCGAUGAAGAUCGCCCCGUGAAAUGCCCAAUGCCUGACUCUUCUGUUAUCAAUGAUGGAGGAGUGAAUGAGAAAAGAUUUUCUGAAAGCAUGCGGAAGAGAACAGAAGUACCAAUAGUUGUAGAAGGACAAAGAAUGGUUGUCGCAAAUGCAGAGCCUCCUGUUCGAGCAGUGCGUAAAAGGCAUCACACUCUUACCCAUGGAGACCAUAUUAUAACCCCUCUAAUGAGAAUGCCACCUUUGCCUCCCCUCCCAACCCACAACAUUUCCAUCUUUCAAAUGCUCCAGCAGUUCGACAAGUUUGAGUCUUAAAAAGGUUCGAGUCUUUUCUCAUGUAAGUUCUUCUCAACCCAUUAGGAAGCGAUGAGAAAUUCAUCUUGAUUAUAACCAAUCGUGUAGCUGCUUUAGAACAAGAGAAAUCCUAGAUGUAGCAAUGACUUUGUAACUCUAAAGCUAUCUUCGAAUCGUAUUUUGUAUAUUAUCAUCAAAUCUUGUUGCAACUUAUAUUAUAAUAUGGCGAAGUCUUUAUUAUUAAA
Alnus glutinosa is the source of this 1422-nucleotide messenger RNA. RefSeq lists its product as uncharacterized. The coding region runs from base 713 to 1198 and encodes 161 amino acids. Lineage: Eukaryota; Viridiplantae; Streptophyta; Magnoliopsida; Fagales; Betulaceae. The record is from RefSeq and is a predicted model, not a curated record. The transcript has 3 exons.